This is a messenger RNA of Closterium sp. Yama58-4, 2184 nucleotides long. NCBI's taxonomy places the organism in Eukaryota, Viridiplantae, Streptophyta, Zygnematophyceae, Desmidiales, Closteriaceae. The record is from the annotation of a GenBank genome assembly.
AUGGCCAUCCGUUUCACGGUGAACAAAUUUCCGCUAGAUCCGGAAUCGCGCGACGCGACGGGUCUGCCGUGGGGCUGCGUCGUCCAACCAUUCGCUCUCGAUGACGAAGCGGGAAUUCCGGGAAGCGGCGUCGCGGCUAGCGUCGGCACCGGCGGAAGCAGCAUUCGAAAAUCGUCUUCUAAUUCCUCUUUCCCGCGCUUCGGCUCGUCGUCUUCUCUUAAUUCCGCGUCUGGCGGCGCGGCUCUGCAGCCGCUUCCCGCUGCGCUUUCCCCCGCACCGCUUCCGCUAGCCGAUGACGUGGCGCGAUGCGAGGAUUGCUACGCGUAUAUCAAUCCGUACUGCGUGAUCGAUCGGUUUUCCUGGCGGUGCUCGCUGUGCGACGUCGUGAAUCCGUUCAGCGACGCGGAGCUGCGUCGCUACGGGGGAUCGAACGUCGCAGACGUCGCAGAGCUGUCGCACACGCUCGUCGAGCUGGACGUUGCCGCGGAGGGCGACCCAGACGAAGUGGAAUUCGAACAAGGAGAGUCGCAGGGCGACGGAGAGGUCGCGGGUUCGAUCCCGCAUGGAUUGGGAGAGCCAAUCAGCAGCUGCCACGUGUUGGACGAAGCGGAGAUCCGCAAGCGGCCGGUGUAUAUCGCCAUGGUUGACGUGUCAGGCUCAGAGGAGUUUUUGGAACUCGUUAAGAGCUCGCUUCUGGCCGCGUUAGAAGCGCUUUCGCCUGCUGCACUGUUCGGUCUGGUUACGUUCGGAAGCAAGGUCGGUCUGUACGAUCUACAAGGCCCUGUAGCAGCAGUGAAGUCCGUCGCCAUCCCCGCCUCCUCUGCUCACCGCUUACCCCUAGCCCUGGGCGAUCUCCUCCCCCUCCCCGCCUUCCUCGCAUCCCUCUCGCGCCACAAAGACCACGCCGCUGCCGCCCUCGAAACCCUCCGCCCCGACCCUCCCCCCCUUGAUUUGGACGCUGUGGAAAGCGGGGGUACUCUGUUUCUUUACCCUUCUUUAGACGAGGCAACCCUCCCUCAAGACAUUUACCGCAUGCUUUGCCGACCCUCCGCGUUCGGCGGGGUGCUCCGGCUCCGAACCUCCCGGGAGCUUCGGGCCGUCCGAGCCUACGGGCACUUUUUCCCCGAUGCACAGUAUGAGAAUCUGUAUCAUAUCAUUCGGUGUGACCCUUUUGAUUCGUACGCAUUUGACUUGGAAUUUGCGGGGAAGGCUGGGUUUGGAGUGAAGGGGAGGGGUGGGAGAGACAAGGGAGGGAGCGGCGGUGGUGGUAACCGGGGGGCAGUGUUACAGCUGGCGUUUCAGUAUACGGUGAUUAUUCCGGUGGAAGGGGGAGGGGAGAGGGUCGAGGAGGGUGGGGGAGGAGGGGGUGGGGCGGGUAAUGGGGCGGCUAGUAACGGGGAUGGGGCUGCUACUGGGGCGAGGGAGAUAUACGAGUCUGCUGAUAACGAGGCCAUUCUCACUGUUCUCACACACAAGGUCAUCCGUGCAUCCCUAGAGGAAGGUGUAAGGGAAGGUAGGCUCCUCCUUCAAGAUUGGCUGGUCAUUCUCACGGCCCACUACAACCACGCCUUCGGCCUCGCUCAGUUUAACCAGCCCCACUCUGUCACUCGCCUAGACGUCUCCUUCUCAGCCUGCCCGCAGCUGCAGCCGCUGCCUCGGCUGGCCUUUGCCCUAUUGCGCUCUCCUCUGCUGCAGCUGCCAAGGGAAGGGGUUCAUCCGGACCUGCGCACCUUCCUGCACUGCCUUUACAGUUCCCUGGACCCUUCAUUCCUCAUGCGAGCAGUCUACCCCGUCCUAUCCUCCUACACCACUCCCGACCGCCCAGCCUUCCCCCGCCACUCCCUGAGCCGCGCGGCACUCGUCACCAGCGGCAGCCCAAUCUUCCUUCUCGAUGCAUUCAGCACCAUCAUCGUCUUCUACUCGCCUGCCGCUCCCCCCGACCUGCCCUUUCCCCCACCGCAAACAAGCUUGCUGCGAACAACCAUCAACCGGCUGAAGGCUGAUCGCAUAAUCACGCCGCGUACAAUCACCAUCCGGGGAGGCGUGGACAGCACAGCCCCCUUUGAGACGUUUCUGAUUGAGGAGCAGGAUGUUGAUGGGGAUGUGGAGGGCGGGGCCGUGGGCAUGGGGUUCGUUGCUUUCUUAGAGUCAAUUGCUCGCGAUGUGCGAGAAUACAUGAAGUAG